Misgurnus anguillicaudatus (oriental weatherfish) is the source of this 685-nucleotide messenger RNA. RefSeq names its product antimicrobial peptide NK-lysin-like. Lineage: Eukaryota; Metazoa; Chordata; Actinopteri; Cypriniformes; Cobitidae. The record is from RefSeq and is a predicted model, not a curated record. Gene Ontology annotation, biological process: defense response to bacterium; lipid metabolic process.
UCUGGUAGAAAGCAGUCAAAAGUCUCACUUAAACUAUAUAUGUUUGUGGUUUUAGAAAAAGAGCAAUACAAAAGAUCUUCUCAGCUUAAAUUAACACAGUUUUGAUCAGUCUUAUAGUUUUCAUCUUAGUGUUCAGAUUCGCUUUGCCAAGAAAGAUGCUACGAUUUAUCAUCCUCUCCCUGCUGGUAUCCUCAGCGUUCGCUCUUCAGUGGGAAAUCUACAGAGAAGACUCGACUGGAAAUGAAGAAAGUUCUGGUGAAGUCAUGGUCAAAAUGAACCAAAAGCUUCCUGGAGUAUGCUGGGCAUGUAAGUGGGCUAUAAAGAAGGUGAAGAAUAAGAUCUCCAAUGGCGUAACCCAGGACGCCAUUAAAAGGCAGCUAGCAAGCGUCUGUGAUCAGAUUGGGUUCCUAAGAUCUAUGUGUAGGGGUUUGGUGAACAAGUACACGGGCGUUCUGAUCGAAGAAAUUUCAACGUCAGACAACGCAGCAACCAUCUGUAUGAACAUUGGCGUUUGCAAGAAGAGAGCUUUGUAAUGUUUUAAACUCUCAGGGGUGGUUUCCUGGACAGGGAUUAGACUAAAAUAAUGUUAUAUUUCCUAAUUAAACUAAGGCCUAGUUAAUCCCUUUCCGGAAAAAACAUCAUUCAGUGUUGAAAAUAUGGAUUACCCAAUAAAGUGUGAAGCAUU